Molecule: messenger RNA, 3291 nt
Organism: Macrosteles quadrilineatus (aster leafhopper)
Lineage: Eukaryota; Metazoa; Arthropoda; Insecta; Hemiptera; Cicadellidae
Product: lymphocyte-specific helicase-like
Exons: 17
Coding region: 25-2475 (816 amino acids)
Biological process (GO): pericentric heterochromatin formation; DNA methylation-dependent constitutive heterochromatin formation; negative regulation of gene expression via chromosomal CpG island methylation
Cellular component (GO): nucleus; pericentric heterochromatin
Molecular function (GO): ATP-dependent chromatin remodeler activity; chromatin binding; ATP binding
Source: RefSeq, a predicted model, not a curated record
AUUUAGACCCAAGAACAGUGAAAGAUGUCUGAUCCAAAAGAUAGUGAUUUUGAAACAUCUUCUAAGGACUCAUGUUUCUUUGAGGAAUCUUCUUCAAGCACCGUUAUGACCAACCCUCCAGGAGAUGAAAAGCCACUCAUUACUAAAGAGAUGGAAGCUGAAGAAAAAAAAAUGACAGAAGAGAACCAGAAGGAAGAAGAAAGAAUAAAAAAACAAUACAAAGAGGAGCUGGAAACCCAAGAAAAAUUAGAAAAGGAAGCCAAAUACAAACGGCUAAUGCAUCUGCUGAAUCAAAGUCAGUUCUACACCAACUUUUUAAUGAGAAAAAUCGAAGCUUCGAAGAUAGAAGAAGCUAAACGGGAAGAGGCUAAAAAAAGAGCUGAAGAAAAGAAGAACAACCUUGAAUCUCGCAGUUUGAAAGAAGUCAACGUCGUUGACAAUUCUUCUCCAAAAAAUCAACCUAAGAAAGACCAUGGGACUAGGAACCCACGGAAACGCAGCAAGAUAACUGAUUACAUAGAUCACGAGACGAUCAACAAUGUAAAGAAGAGACGAACAGAUUCAGAUGAGAUUUUAAAGAAACCAGAACCAACCCCUUUGUCGGGUGUUUGCAUCAACUCCAUGGGGUUGGAGGUUUCAGAGAACCAGCCAGUGUUGUUUGAGGGAGGAGUUCUACGAGACUAUCAGCUGCAGGGACUUGAGUGGAUGAAGGCACUGUUUGAAAAUGGCGUCAACGGUAUUUUGGCAGAUGAGAUGGGAUUGGGUAAGACAAUCCAAGUGAUCGCACUGCUUUGCCACCUGAUUGAGAACGGGAUACCUGGCCCUUACCUGAUAGUGGCUCCUCUGUCCACAUUGCCCAACUGGGUCAUGGAGUUUGAACGAUUUGCACCUCAGCUUCCAGUGAUAUUAUUUCAUGGGUCUAAGUAUGAGCGACCGAAAAUGUACAAAAAGCUGAGGACCAAAGUGAGGAUCAAUGAGAAGGUGACUAUUGCCCCGGUGGUUCUUACGUCUUACCAAGUGCCACUAAAGGAGACCAAGUUUAUGUCCACCUUCAACUGGAGGUAUAUCAUUGUGGACGAAGGUCACGCAUUGAAAAACGCCAACACACAGCUGUCACGAUGCCUGAAGUCAUUCAAGUCUGUCAAUCGAAUUCUACUGACCGGAACACCGCUGCAGAACAAUCUGAAAGAGCUGUGGGCUCUGCUCAACUUUCUACUGCCCGAGGUGUUUGAUGGCCUCACCAUGUUUCAAGCCUUGUUUGACAUCGAGGCAGUCACUUCUCAUGAGACGGGGAGUUCCAUCUUGCAGAAAGAGGCAGAAUCUCACAUCCUUACCACACUCCAUCAGAUUUUGACUCCUUUCCUUCUGAGACGAGUGAAGGCGGACGUAGAGUUAAACUUGCCGACCAAGAAGGAAGUCCUGGUUUACUGUCCGAUGACUGAUCUACAGCUUAAACUGUACAAAGCUACCAUUGACAAGGUCAUUGAGACCUUGCUCAAAUCUGACAAGGAAGAAGAUGUGCCAAUAGAUCUUGAUGGUCCGAGAAGGAAAAGAAAAUGUGCUGAACAGAAGAAAGACUAUACAUUCAAGGAUUUUGAUUGGUUUGGAGAAAAUACUCCUCCUGAAGAAGAGGAAGAGCCUCAGGAGAUACUGGUAGAGCCUGGAUUCCACAACAACAUCAAGAUGGUUAAUCCAGAAAUGCAGCUGCGCAAGAUCGCCAACCACCCUUACCUGGUGCAGAUGCCCGUUGAGGUGGUUGAUGGAGAGAGGGUGAUGAAAAGCAGUGAGGAGGUUGUUAGUGUCAGUGGCAAGAUGUUAGCGCUCAACGCAAUGUUGCUUAAACUGAAACAACGAGGACACAAGGUUCUUAUUUUCUCAUUUUUCAAAAUCAUGUUGAACCUCAUUGAGGAGUUUGCUCUGAUGCGUGACUACCGCUACGUUAGACUGGAUGGGAGCGAUAACAUAGAAGAUCGCAAGAAGAACAUCAAGGCAUUCAAUUCAGACCCGAACAUCUUUUUGUUUCUCAUCACGACAAGAGCAGGAGGUCUCGGCCUCAACCUAACAUCAGCUGACACCGUCAUCAUCUUUGAUAGUGAUUACAAUCCCCAAGUUGAUCUUCAAGCAAUGGACAGAUGUCACAGAAUCGGGCAAAAGAAGCCAGUGAUCGUCUACCGCUUCAUCAGCCGGGGUACUGUGGAUGAGAAGAUUCACAAAGUUGCUUGCGGAAAACGAAAGUUGGAAAAAGUUGUGAUUAAAAAGGGUGCAUUCAAGCUAAGUGGACCAGCGAAGAAAGCUAUUAAUGACCUUGAAGAACUCCAACAGCUUCUUGAAAGUGCAGACCACCAUAAAGAAGUUCAGUCCAACGGACUAGUAUUCACAGAUGAAGAGCUAGAGGAGCUUCUAGACCGAACUGUUGACAACGGCGAGAAUGAGGGAAAUCACUUCAAGGUGUUGGCUGCCGGAGCAUCUCAGUAACGUCUCAACAUCUCAAUGUAUGCAUCUCUUGUUUGUGUUCCUUUAAUUCGUUCAACGUUGACACCUUUGUGGCCUGUAUUUGUGAGGCAACGAUGUACUUAUGUUAAUUAAUCCUGUAGAUACUCCAGUUUAUUGAAACGUUGUUUCUAAGAAAGGUUUCAUGAGCUGUGAUAGUUGUAAUGGUUUAUUUUGCCAUAAUAUUUUUUAAUGUUGGAUAUAAGUUUCAUGGAUUCUUACUGUAUAAUACAGAUAUUUUCAACCUAAAAGUGCCUGAAUGUCAGUUUUUUCAUAUUGCUGCUCAUAUUUUAUAUUUUAUUAAUACUUUUUUAAGGUAGGUUAUGAUGUAUGUCAUAGAAAAUAACAAAUACCACCCUGACCCGUUAAUUAAAUAAGUACAUACUUAAAGUAGUGCUUCAAAUUUUUAUUUUCUUACAGUUUAUUGUUGAUUGGUUAGCUUUCAAGUUUUGCUCUGGUCUUAUUAGUUUGAAAUGAACCUGUAACCGUGUUCCAUUUUGCAUUGAUUGUGUUUUAAAUUAUGACUAUUUGUGUGAAUGUCCAACGUGUGUAAUUUACUGUCUUACCGUGUUCGUUUAGUUUCUCAUAAAACAUCUUUUACAAAAUUGACAAAAGUAUUGUAGUUACAUGUUAUUUAUUGAUUCAAAAUCAGGUUCAGUUAAGAAGCUGUUGUCAAUUCUUAGUAUUAGACUAGCUUUAAGAUGCCAUGACAAACAUCAGAAAUGCGAACAAAUGUUCCUCUUACUUAAGCAGUUGUUAAUGUGUAAACUUUUGUACAAUACAUUUUGUUACCGUUUUUUA